AUGGAGCGCCAUCCCGUCGACUUGGAAUUCGACGACUUGUGCCUUUUUAAUUUUGAGAGGGUCCCGGAACAGGGCCUUCCCUAUCAUCAUUAUUUGGAUCAAAAUCCUAACCCACCACCUAAUCAACACUAUUCGGAGGCCACCAUGCAAUUCCACGAGCCUAUGGACCAAUUUUCUGCUAUGGACGUGCCAACGACUUCACGCCAGCUACCUCCUAUUCAAUUACCCCCUCCUGUUCAACAACAUCAACCACCACCACACCCGCUCCCGCAAUAUUCUCAACACUAUCAAAUGCCGCCGCCACCUCAUUACCAAUAUGAGCCACAAGCGAUGCCUUACCAGGAACCCCUACCUCAAAAGCCGCCCAUGCAGGCACAGAAAUCAGCGUGCUCCAAGACAACUGUCGAACCAAUCUAUCCGUGGGAUAUGCCCCGCCGAAGCCCCCCACCUAAUGUCAACCUUGGGCCCGACACUCCUGGACAUGUUCUGAUAGCUCUCAAACCUGGCGAAAAGCCCCCGCCCAUCACGGAUAAGUACUACAAGUUGAACAUACAAUCGUAUGCCCCAGAUGUAGUCGUCCCUGGCAUCACCGAUCAGCCAAAUUACAAGCCUGCCCCUGAACCAAAAUUCCCUCCAGCACCCAAGUCCCUCAAGAAACCGUCUCCCUAUCCCCAAUGCCGACCGUCAACUUCUCGCCAGAAGCGCUCCGCAUCUAUCGAUGAUGAGGGGAAAUUCGCCAAGCCGAUUCUAUACCUGCGGCGCAAAUCCCAUACCCCUAUAUCGCCACUGGCCAAGCCAACAACCCCUGCCGAUGCACAAGUUAUUUCGCUUCCUCAAACAAAUCGAGCGCCUGGCCAGCAACCUCCUUUGCAAUUAUCCAUCAACAAUAUGCCGGGCGGGAUUCGGAAGGCAGCUUCUUUGGAAUCUGGAUCUGACUCGUCAAUCUCACCGGAAGGCACACCGUCACCACCUCAGAAGACUAGUACUUCAGAAUCUUCACAAACUUCCAAUAAGGCCGAAGCAGGUUCGUUUCUGCGAACGCUCAUUGCCCAGCCUGAAAGCCCUAAGCCCGGGCCCUCGAAUGCGACUCUAGCUCGCCCUUCCGAACUAGCGAAUCCCGGGAAAAGAACAUUUGAGGUAGUGGAUGACAGUGAGGUCGGGCAGCUUGUUAGCAAACUCGCGAAAUACGACCAACGCGUCUUGGAAGCUGCCUUGGCUAAAAGUGCCGAAUUGAAGAAGCAGCAAGGCCAAAUGCCUUCCGAUGCUCAACAAGUAAUAGAGCCAGCCGCCGCUGCAAGAGCCAUUCUUCCAGCAGCUGCUCCAGCACCAGCCCCCGCUCCAGUCCCUGCGCCACGACCACCUCCUCCAGCCCAUCCUCCUCUGAACGCCUUCACAUUCAUGACCCUUGCAAAGCGAUGCCCUCAAGCGCUGCUAAUGAACAAAACUCUCCUCCCGGCAACUGCCAUUGCAAUGCUUAAACAACAGUAUUUUGUGAACACCAUGGAAAGAGCUGCUGAGUUCCAACAGGGAUCUGGAGACCAAAGGCCUUUAGAGGAAAUUGCCGUAGCUGUUCAGGAGAAUGAUGUGCGCCUGCUUAUCGCUCACAGAGCAAGAAUUGGAGCUCCGGUGGAAGCCAAUCAGCAACAGCCUUCAACGUCCAGACAGCCGACUCCAGCUGAUAGUGCUGCGAAGCCAAGCUCUACGGAACCUUCGCAACCAAAAGACUCAGGUCCCAAGGAAGUGAUUGAUUUAACCGAUGAACCGGGCCCUUCGACAUCCCGGCAAGAUUUUGACGGCAGCGAGUUCCUGUUUGGGCCUUCCCUGGACAACAUCUACGGGAACCAGCAGGGUUCUAAUCAAAACCAGUCGCCAUUUGUGAAAAUGGCCACCGAUGAGGACUGGCCAUCUCAGAGUGAACCCGAAUUGGCGCGAAAUCGUCAAAAUGCGCCGAAUUUGCCCGUUCCUGGAGAUGCCCGGCAGGUGGAGGAAUACGUCUUCCAGAAAUGUGUAUCAAAGGACGAGUAUAUGCGGACAAUCGCCAAGGUGAUCAACGCAAUCAACUGCAACAGCAAGUCGGCAGCAGCUCCCCCACAACUUCAGCCAGCCCCUUUCCCAUCACCCGGUCAGACGCCAAACGGUGUUCCAGGUGGUCCUCAGUAUCGAACAGCCCCGGUGCCACCAGAUCCUCAGCCAACACAUGCACGGCAACAAAACGGAACUGCAGCCCUGUCCACCCCUCCUACAAGUAUUCCGCCGACAGUCCAAGCCGUACAGCCUCCCCCCGGUGGUACGAUGGGUCAACCUCCGCCUCAAAUGGGUACCGGACCGCCAGUAGGCCCUGGAUUUGGCCAAACGCCGCCGGCCGACUACAAUCCCCAGAUGAUUGGUGGGCAGCCACCAUAUCAGCAACCAUACCAACCACAUAUGGUUAAGCGAGAGACAAUGACACCAGCUCCUUAUGCUCCACCGAUGGCAAAUCCGAUGCGACCAAUGGACGUACAGGGACGACAUUACCCACCUCCAUCUACUCCUCACCAACCAUACGGUAUGGACACCGGGUAUGCACCUCCAAACCAUGGCCGAAGUGUUCUUGAGAGCCUCAUCAGCACCCCACAGGUUCAGCCGCAAAGCAGCUACCCCCAGGCAAACAACAUGGUCGGUCAAAUGCCCAACGACGGCCGAAUGGGAGUACCCCAGCAUUCAAAUGUGCGCAUGGCAAAUGGCCCCGGGCAACCAGCCCACGUUUCAAAUGAUGCUCCUUCAACACCACAGGAACAAGCCGAAUACCAACGAAAGUUGGAAACGCUGAAACCUUACUGCCAUAAUCUGCGCAUCCGUGCGCAUCAAUGUAGGAUGGAAGGCAAUCCAGAAGCGGCUGGCAAAUUGGAGACGAUGUUGGGUGUACUAGAAGCACGAAGAGUGGUCUCCUUGGAAUACCUCUCCAACCUUGAGUCGUGGAUCCACAAGAAGGCCGAUUUCCUGGGCACGGUGCCGAUGAUGCCUCCUGGACCUGCAAUGCAAAAUAUGGAUACGAUGAUGCAUGAUCCGAUGCAACAACAAUACGGCUACGGUAUGCCGCCAUCCGGUAUGUGGGGCCCUCCUUCUGGACAUCAGAUGAUGAUGCAACCUCAAUAUGGUCAUCCUCACCAAAUGGGACCCGGUGGUGGACCAAUGCAUGGAGGCUACCAACACGAUCGGGUCGAACAUCAUCGACCAUAUCCAAUGUCGCGACCAUCGCAAAUGCCGCAAACUCAUCCGAUGAGCCAACCACAAACGAUCCCGCAGAAUGGUGGACCACCGGUCGCAUCACCGAUGUCCACCGGUUCCCUGCCAACACCACCAUGCCCGGUCCCCUCAAAUCAACAUUAUCAUCAGAACGGCGCCGAAGAAUUCUACGGGCUGGUAGACGAUCUGCUGCCCGCUCCACUGGAAAGCCGCGGCGGACCCGGGGUUCAAAGCAGGCAGCAAUCGACUCAGCGGCCGGCUGCGAUGCUUCCCGAAACGGCACGAGCAGAGUUGAACGGGCUGCGCGAUAGAUUUGAGGCUGACUACAAUUCGAUCGAGGCCCACGACGGCAAUUCGGUGGUUGUAAAAGUUAAGCUGAAGGCGUACCAGAAUUUGCCUCUCCUCCGUCUUGUCAUUCCGAUGCACUACCCGAACGGAAUGAUUUUAGUGCAAAGGGCAGCAUUAACGAUAGAUUCAUACUUGUACGAUGAUCUGCAAAAUGCUGUGCAUGAACGAUUGGGAGCACCGGAGUUGAGGACGAUAACACAAUUUUUGGAGACUUGGGAAAACACGGUGUACUACUCGAUGAACAACCAAGGUGCCCAAUCAACAGCCUUUGAUGAUAUCUUCUCAACCUAUGACAGUAUCAUCAGC
Mesorhabditis spiculigera is the source of this 3879-nucleotide messenger RNA. The record is from the annotation of a GenBank genome assembly. NCBI's taxonomy places the organism in Eukaryota, Metazoa, Nematoda, Chromadorea, Rhabditida, Rhabditidae.